AUGUGGCUCGACCAAGCCGAUGGGUUCGCUGAAAUAUUUAGAGGAUAUCUACCAUAUUAUUUACUGGUAGUUUUCCCUAUUUUUAUUAUAAUGUCGCCUGCUAACCCAGUUGCCGCUUCUCACGAAUUUUCGGUAUAUAGAAUGCAACAAUAUGACCUACACACCGUACCCCAUGGAUGCCGCAGUGCUAGUUUCAACCUUGAAGGCCGUUCUCUCACCUCCUGGAGCAUGUCUCGCCACUGUGUGGUUGCUCGCAUCCAAGAUAUCACUAUUGAUCAGUUUGUGGAAAUCAGAAACAAAGCUGGAGCUCUAUUAUUGGUUUUGCCUAAAAAUAAUACUUUACUGACUGAUGAAGAAAAAGAGCAUAUCAAACUUCUGGAAAUGGCAAUGAUGCAACAAGAGAUCAGCAUUCCAGUGUACUUUGCCGAGUGGACUCCCGAUUUUGGGGACAUUAUUAAAGAUCUGCAGCACAGCUUCAUCACUGAUGACAAAUCAGGAACUGCUUUGGAAGCUAUGUUCAAUACUGUAUCAUCCAAUGGCUAUCAAAUUGUGGUAUCUGCAUCGGCACCUCAGAAACUAGAUUCGAAACCUGUUACAAUACAUGGCAAGUUGGUGGGUCGUUCUGGUACUGCUCAGACCAUUGUUAUUGCUGCACACUAUGACUCUUCCAGCAUCAUUCCUGAGUUAUCAAAUGGGGCUGAUUCGAAUGCAUCUGGGGCAGUAGCGGUAUUAGAACUGGCUCGAGUCUUUUCCCGUCUAUAUUCCACGGCCGCGAUGCGAGGAGGGCCCUCCCUCUUGUUCGUGUUGAUGUCCACCGGUCACUCCUUGAACUACUUUGCCACUAAGAAGUGGUUGGAAGAGCAGUUGGAUUCUGCUGAUGCUUCUUUAUUGCAGGACAUUUCCUUCGUGAUGUGCCUAGACUCCAUAUCAUCAGGACCUCUCACAAUGCACGUUUCCAAACCCCCCAAACCUGGUUCACCAGUUCAGUCAAUAAAAGCCCGUAUGGGUGUUCCGCUGGUACAUAAGAAAAUUAACCUGGCAGAUGAACUGCUGGCCUGGCAUCAUGAGAGAUUUAGUAUCAGACGAAUGACUGCGUUCACUGUCAGCUCUUUGCAGAGUCACAAAGACCCGUCAAGAAACACACUAUUGGAUGUGUCAUCAGAGAAUUCCCUCAGAAUUUUAACCAAGAAUGUAGUCAGUACAGCUCGAGCUCUCGCAUCACAUAUAUACAACUUGACCGAGGAGGAGAAUGAUGAAGACUCCCAGCUGUAUGAUGAUGCCCUGAAUAUAGAAGAGGCAUCAAUCAGACAGUUGUACAAAUUCUUAUCGUCGCAAUCAAGAGCGCCACAAAUCGUCACUACAACUCCGCCCAAUGCAGGUGUGACGGGCGCGAUAGAGCGCGUGCUCUCCCGGUACAUGGAGGUGACGGUGAGCGCGCACGCGGUGGACAAGCGCGAGCCGGAAUACGCAUUGUACUCGCCCACUAAAGCUGUUCUAUAUGUUUAUAGCGUAAAACCAGCAGUUUUUGACUUGAUCCUCACCCUCGUUAUCAUAGCGUACCUUACUUUAGUUUAUUUCGCCAUACAGCUGUUCCCGAGGUUUUAUGAAGAAUAUGCCAAGUUAGUCACCGGGAAGGUCAAAGUUAAU
This is a messenger RNA of Brenthis ino (lesser marbled fritillary), 1647 nucleotides long. The record is from the annotation of a GenBank genome assembly. NCBI's taxonomy places the organism in Eukaryota, Metazoa, Arthropoda, Insecta, Lepidoptera, Nymphalidae.